UGGAUAGUUGGCAGGAUGUCGUCUCGGGCGCAGCGCAGUGGGUUUUCUGAAGGCUGCGGCGCGUGCCGCAUGCCAACACCGGCGGUGACCUCGUACGACCCUAUUAAAACAAGAUACAUCGUCAAUCCCACGUAGUCAACAGAAGACGCCAUGAGGUUCAUCUACACGUGUUUGUGCUUCGCCUCUGUGCUGAAGAUCGUCCUGCCUGCGCCGGCGGACGGUUUCGUGUUCCCGGAUGAUCGGAGACGGGAAAAGAAGCUGGAGCCAGUGAUCACUCCACCUGUUCUGCCCGUUUUGGAACAUUUGGAGCGUGAUCCGAGUACUCUACUGCCUCAUGAGAGACGUGCUGCGGGGCCUGGUCAAGUGAAGCCGAGGUUUGGCUUCGGUGGAGGUUUCAAUGUGGCUCCUUCGGGGACUGGAGGACUAACAGCAAGUGUAAGCAGCAGUGCAAAUGGUCUUGGUGCUAGUCAGUCCGCGUCCCAGUCGUUUUCGUUCGGGUUCAACGAAGGGUUCAGCGCAUCACACUCCGCCAGCCAAGCGUCAUCGUUCAAUGGAUUUGGAAGCGGCUUCAGCGGCAGCCAGGCAAGCAGUCAAGCGGCUUCAUUCAGCGGUUCUGGAAUAUCAGCAUCAGGUGCUGCUUCAUCAGCUUCGGCCCUAGGAGGUGGAUUUGGAGGUGGAAGCCAAAGCCAGAGCGCAUCUUCUGCUUUUGGGUUCAACUCAUUGAAUGGAUUCCCACAACAACCUUAUUUCGGCGACGGUCUAUUAGAUGUGAGACACAGAGGCAUCCCCAACUUCCCCUUCCCCAACUUCGUGGGCAGAAGUAAGGGGGCAGGCGCUGCUGCAUUCCGGAGCGGAAAAGCUGGUCCAUCAUCGAGAAAUAAUAAUGACUUUUUGGCGGUUCUAGUCUCCGAUUAAAUACACUAGAUAGUAAUAUUAGAGAAACUAAUAUAAGUUUGGGUAAUGAUCAAAAAGUCUUGAAUCGAGAUUUUAGUCAAUCUACAAUAUUUGUAGGUAUUUAUCUAUACAUUAGUCACUGUUAGAGUAAAAUACAAAUUAUGACAUAACUAGCUUUUGCCCACGAAUUCGUUCGCAUGGAAUAGUGACUUCCUGCAGAUAUUUGAUAUAAAAACUAACCUAUGUCCUUUAUGGAGUUCCAAACUAUGUCUGUACCAAAUAUCACAGAAAUCGGUUCAGUAGUAGAAAAAACAGACAGACAGACAGUGUUAUUUUAGCAUUCA
This is a messenger RNA of Spodoptera exigua (beet armyworm), 1238 nucleotides long. Lineage: Eukaryota; Metazoa; Arthropoda; Insecta; Lepidoptera; Noctuidae. The record is from the annotation of a GenBank genome assembly.